AUGGCUUUCACCAUCCCUACGCCGUUACUCCUGGUCUGUUCUGCGGCUCUGCAGGCUGUGGUGUUGCUUGCGACGGCUCGCCAGUAUGCCCCGGUCGAUGGAUUCAACCCGGCCUUUCUCAGCUUCACGCUCCUCGACUUUGCAUUGUGGUUCCUCUAUCUCAUAUUCAUCUAUCCAAAUUUCGUCAGCCCGCUUCGAGAUCUUCCCACUCCAAAGGGUGGCUAUCCCGUCUUGGGCCACAGCUUGUCCCAGUUCAGACUCCCGCGAGGCGGGGACUAUCGAAAAUUCACCCUCAAAGUCCCCAACGACGGUCUCAUUCGGCUCAAGGGUUUCUUGAACGCCGACCAGUUGCUGGUGACGAGCCCCAAGGCGCUGGCCGAGAUCUUGGUCACCAGAUCAUAUGAAUUCCCCAAGCCUGAAAAGGACCGUGUCUUUCUCCGUCGUUUGAUCGGUGACGGACUGGUCGCAGCUGAAGGUGACCAACACAAACACCAACGCAAACACAGCAUGCCUAGCUUUGCUUUUCGACAAAUCAAGCUGCUGUAUCCCUUGUUUUGGGAGAAGUCUGUCAAGAUGACCGAGGUGAUUGAUGCUGAAGCCUUUGGACAAGACCGGAGGCAUGCAGAGGACAAACAACUGCCACCUGGAGCGGUGGACAUCGAGCAUUUUGCCCCGAAAGCAACCUUGGAUAUUAUCGGUGUCGCAGGCUUGGGUCGAAAUUUCAACACGCUGGAGAAUUCGGACGACGAAAUGGCCAAAAUCUACGAUCAACUGGUGAACCCUUCUGUGGGCCGGCAAGUAUUCGCAGCUGUGUCCUUACUUGGAAGUAGCGAGCUCGCAUCAUGGCUAUGCCGCCCUGUCGCCCAACGGUUUGAUGAGCUCAAUGCUCAGUUGAGACUGAUCUGCAGGCGGUUUGUGCGAGAAAAACGAGAGGGAAUGAAGGGUUCAGAAGACGAAGCCAUCGACACUCUGGGCUUGUUGAUCAAGUCGAACAUUUUCUCAGACGAAGAGCUCGUAGAUCAACUUCUGACAAUCAUUGCAGCUGGCCAUGAAACGACCUCCUCGAGCUUCACAUGGGUAGCAUACCUUCUUGCCCUUCAUCCUGAUAUUCAAUCCCGCCUCCGUGCCGAGAUACACGCGGCAAUCCCGAAUGGAUUCUCACCGAACAACUCCCAAGACACGAGCAUUGCUUCGGUGCUAGAGUCGCUACCUCUGCUUAACGGCGUCUGCAGCGAGGCUCUCCGGGUCCUACCUGCUGUACCCGUGACGAUGAGAACAACCAAGCGAAAUACUACAUUAAUGGGCCACCCAGUUGCCGCAGGCACUAAGAUCAUAAUGGCUCCCUGGGCAGUCAACAAUGAUCCAGAGUUAUGGGGUCCCGACGCUCAUGUCUUCAAGCCAGAAAGAUGGAUCGACCCUGAGACCGGUAAGCCAAAUCAAACGGGUGGUGCGUCGACCAACUAUGCCACCAUGACGUUCCUUCACGGCCAGCGUAGUUGCAUUGGACAGAAUUUCGCCCGAGCAGAGCUUAGGGCGUUGGUGGCUGCUUUUGUUGGAGCCUUUGAAUGGGCUUUGCUCAAUCCCGAUGAAGAAGUGGUUCCGGCGGGAAUCAUCACGUCAAAACCAAGAGACGGCCUUAAGGUAACACUGAAGAGGGUGAAGCAGUGGUAG
Cladophialophora psammophila CBS 110553 is the source of this 1671-nucleotide messenger RNA. RefSeq lists its product as uncharacterized. Gene Ontology annotation, molecular function: monooxygenase activity; heme binding; oxidoreductase activity, acting on paired donors, with incorporation or reduction of molecular oxygen. Lineage: Eukaryota; Fungi; Ascomycota; Eurotiomycetes; Chaetothyriales; Herpotrichiellaceae. The transcript has 3 exons. The record is from RefSeq and is a predicted model, not a curated record. Bases 1 to 1671 code for a protein of 556 amino acids.